Synchiropus splendidus (mandarinfish) is the source of this 2317-nucleotide messenger RNA. RefSeq names its product solute carrier family 66 member 3 (gene slc66a3). The record is from RefSeq and is a predicted model, not a curated record. NCBI's taxonomy places the organism in Eukaryota, Metazoa, Chordata, Actinopteri, Syngnathiformes, Callionymidae. The transcript has 6 exons. Bases 813 to 1502 code for a protein of 229 amino acids.
GAGACGCGACGGCACUUCUUCUUCCCGAGAUGCCGCUUGCGUUCAUCCCGCGGGGAGAGGUUUAUUGGUCAACGGCCGAUGUUUUAAGCGCCUUUUCCUUCGUCCCUUCCUCUCUUUUUUGCUCCAGUUCCUUCUCUUCUCCUCCGUGUGUUUUCUGCUGACGUCAGUGUCUCUCGCUCAGGCGCAGAUGACGUCAGAAAGAGAGAUUUCUGCUCAAAGAAGAAACAGAACAGUCUUGAAAUCGCAGCCUCCGUGACGCUUCACGUCAGAUUUGCGCGUUGUUCACACAAUUGCUACCGUCGUGUUCAGUGAUCUCUGAUGAACGGACCGAACCUUGAGCUGUUAUCGUCAUUAUUCUUAUUAAUAAUAAUAAUCAUCAUGAUUAUAUCGACAGCAAAAAUCAUCACAACAACGACGAUGACAAUAACACACAAGCAACUUCCGGAUCCGUCGCUGUGGGACCGGAAACGCGCCGCUGCAGCUGGACGGGAAGCUGCUGGCGGAAGAAGCGAAUCACCGACCUUUCAACAUAAACGUCCAGACAAACUCAUCGAUGUGUUCGAGGGCAAAAGUCACGCGGCACACAACAGAUGAUGUUUUGCUAACAAACCAAUGAGGUGGGAAGUGACCUCGCCGUCGAAUGAGCCGAAGGAGUUUGCUCCGGGAAACGAACGUGAGCGGCCAAUCAGCUUUUACUCUGAAGUCCCAGACAUGGCCCACCGUUCGAGUCCGUCUCCAGCGUCGACGUCGCAUCCCCCGAAGCCUCCGCCAGCGGUUCCAGUCGAGUGGAUCGGGCUCCAGAGCGGCGCGUCAUGCCGGCGGACAUGUUGCUCCACGCCGCCCACCUCAGCACCCUGGUGGCGUGCGCGGUGCUGAAGCUCCCGCAGAUCCUGGUGCUGGUGCGAGCCCGGUCCAGCUGCGGGCUCAGCCUGCACAGCCUGCUGCUGGAGCUGGCCGGCUUCGUUGUGUUCAUGACGUACCAGGUCUACUACGACUACCCCCCCCCGACCUACCUGGAGUACCCCAUCCUCAUCGCCCAAGACGCCGUCAUGCUGCUCCUGAUCCUCCACUACAACCAGCAGCGCAGCCACGCCCUGCUCUACGCCCUGCUGUUCGUCGGAGGCUGGCGGCUCGUCACCGUGCACAAAUGGAUGGUAGACCUGGCCAUGGUGGGGCGCCCUGAAGGCUCGACAGGAAGUGAUGCGGCGCCACUGACGUGCGCUCUCUCUCCUCAGAGCCUGUGCACGGUCAUCAGCGCGGCCAGUAAGUUCGCCCAGCUCCAGUGUCUGUGGAGGUCCAAGGACGCCGGGCAGGUGAGCGCCCUCAGCUGGCUGCUGGCCGUCUACACCUGCGCAGCUCGGAUCUACACCACCGCGGUGACGACUGGGGACGUGCAGGUUCUGGUGCGCUUCAUGGUGACCACCUCGCUCAACGCCUGGGUGCUGCUCACCGUCCUGCACUACCAGAAGCGCGGCGGGGGCGGAGCCAAGAAGCAAGACUGAGAGCAGCGGACGGCGCUGAGGGAGCGGCGCUGAGGGAGCGGCGCAGACGUGCCUCCCGGGGGUGACCUCGGCUGAGAACAUUCCAGUGGCCACCACAACGCGUUUACAUUGCCGCGUGAAACUCCUCCUCAGGGUCCAGACUGAAUUUCUUAUCAGAACCUUUUCUAAAUAAAAGACGUGCUGUUGAGACCAGCCCCUCACCCCAGCAGAAGCACAGGCCCGGAGGCCGACGGCACAUCCACGUCUUUAUUGUCCAAGUGGUUAGGAUCAUUACAAACAUGCAAACCCUUCGGUACAAAGUUUAAAAUCUAUGCUGUGUGUAGUUUCGGGUAUAAAACAUGCGUCUUGGUUAAAGGAGGCCACUGGGCAGACACACACACACACACAGUCCACGGGCUCAUGUCAACAGAAGAACAUCACACCAAACGCUGGAGCAAAAAGAAACGGUGAGCGCCUCCACUGGAGCGCAGCUGCUGGGUCCAGGGAGGUGGCGGAGCUUCAGCCCCGCGUCUUGACCGGCCCUGCAGCGUCUCUGCCUCCUGGCCAGUCCUGACGGCGAGGCUUGAGGUGAAACAUCCAUCAGAGUGAGACGCCGCCGCCGCGUCCUUAACUGGGGAGGAGAGAUGCGCACAGUCAGACGUGACACGUGGAGGCGGCGUGGAGCACCGCUGUGGGUCUCGGCACAGCAAUGGACGGCACCUGGAUCCAAGACCUCCGGGAAUAAAGCCAGGACCUGCAGUGACCGACCCCCCCCGCCCCCCCUUCACCACGUGCACCCCUAACCUCCUAAAUGAGCAACCUACGCAGGAGGAAGU